Messenger RNA from Anolis carolinensis (green anole), 7680 nucleotides. It is a transcript of the gene plekhd1, whose product is annotated as pleckstrin homology and coiled-coil domain containing D1. Lineage: Eukaryota; Metazoa; Chordata; Lepidosauria; Squamata; Anolidae. The record is from RefSeq and is a predicted model, not a curated record. The transcript has 13 exons. Bases 944 to 2449 code for a protein of 501 amino acids.
GCUUGGGGAAUACUCAGAGCAAUUUGCCCAACCUUUUAUAUUCCCAGGAGAUCAUCUGAACAGUGUUAAAGAGGGAUGGCUGUUUCUAAAUUACAUUUUGAUACAUUUCUAAGAAGCUAUUUAUAUGUAUUUCAUAUAUAAGAACUAGAUACCAUACACAGUUUAAAGAUACUAGUUACACAAAAUAAUGAAACAGAUACAAUUAAUUAAAGGGUUUAAUAUGAUAUAGUUUAUGGGGCUAUAGCUGCUGCUAGGUUGAUUCUUGAUCUUCUGAAGCCAUGAACUUGUGCAGUUCCAGACCCUGGAAAAGCCUUUUUUAAUAAAAAAGGAAAAAACAUAUAUUUGUUUGUGAGCCUUUGAUGAACUAUAAAUCCUUUUUGGGGAGUAACCAUGGCUCAAUAACAAGGUUAUCUUUUGAGAUGUGAAAUGGCUGCUUAUUUCUUACCUGACAUUAUAGUGAGGGUGAAAUAUUAUGGUGUAUUAUUUGGCGCUGGCUGUCACUGUAUUACUGGGUUGUCAGUAUAAUGCAUUAAGUCUCCAACCUCUUAUGGAAUAAAACCAGGUGCAUGCUCACUUUAAGCACAUACCUACUUCUGCUGUACUGUGUGAGUGCUCAUAGUGACGUACAAACUUUUGCAUUUGGCCUGCUCUGAUUUGAACACCCUCAUUCUAUCUGAUGAAAGAAACUCUCUUCGGAGCUGAUUUGGGAGGCUCUUUUCUUUCAAUGCAUCAGAUGCUGAUGUGUAAUGAGAAAGCCUCUGCAUCGGAGAUAUGAAGAUUGACUGAACACUGAGCCUACCAGUUAUUGAUUCAAAGCAUAGCCUCAGUCUCUCUCCCUUUCCCUCCCUGGAGCGGCUGCAUCUUUCUGGUUCAUUGCAUUUAAUCCGAUUCCCUGUGCUGCGUGGAAUACAGAGAAUUAGAUCCCCAAAUCCGUCUCCCAGCAAUGUUCACUUCAAAAUCUAACUCUGUCUCUCCUUCUCCCUCAAUGGACCCUGCCGAUUCAGAUGCCUUGGAUAUCAGCACCAAAGUACAGCUCUAUGGUGUGCUCUGGAAGAGACCUUUCGGAAGGCCUUCGGCCAAAUGGUCCAAGAGGUUCUUCAUAAUCAAGGAGAGUUUUCUACUUUACUAUGCUGAAAACGAAAAAAAGAAUUUUGAAAACCAUCGCUACUUUAAUAUCCACCCAAAGGGUGUCAUACCUCUUGGAGGCUGUAUUGUAGAAGCCAAGGAUGAGCCCGGCAUGCCUUAUGCCAUGAAAAUCUCCCACGAAGAUUUCCAUGGGAACAUUGUCCUAGCAGCGGAAUCAAAGUAUGAGCAAGCCCAAUGGUUGGAGUUGCUACAGGAAUCUGGAAAAGUCACCUGGAGAAAUGCUCAGUUGGGAGAAGCCAUGAUCGAGAGCCUGGAAGCUCAGGGACUCCAGCUGGCCAAGGAGAAACAGGAAUAUUUAGAUAAAUUAAUGGAAGAAACAGAGGAGCUGUGUCUGCAAAGGGAGCAAAAAGAGGCUCUGGAACGUCUCAACCAAGUCUUGGAAGCAGAGAAGCAGCAAUUUGAGGAAGUGGUGCAAGAUUUGCGGGUGGAACAAGACCAGAUUAAACAAGAGCUGGAAAUGACAGCCCAGUCCCUCAAAGGAGUGGAGGAAGAAAAGACAGGGCUUCGGAAUCUGACAGAGACAUUGCAGAAGACACUGGAAGAACUCUCCCUGGAAAAACAGCGGACUCUUGAAAUGCUGGAAGAGAAGGAAAAUCAGCUGCAGCCCACGGCCAGCCCUAGUGAGCUACCUGAUGCUAUGGGUUGUCUGCAGAACAGCUUACACCAAAUUGAAGAAAAAAUGCACCAGUUGCUGGAAGAGAAGCUCUUGGCAGAGAAAAGAAUGAAAGAGAAUGAAGAGCGUUCCCGAGCCCUGGAGGAAGAGCGGGAAUUUUAUUCCUCUCAGUCGCGGGCCUUGCAGAGUUCACUCUCAGAGCUGACAGCUGAGAAGCAGAAGACAGAGAGAGACCUUAAGGCAGAGGUAAAGGUGCGGAUGGACCUAGAGAAACGCUUGCGAGAGGCCGAGGAAGCCCUGCAGAGUCUGGAGCAAGGCCUGAAUUGUAAGCACCGGAACAAAGAAAAGGAGGAAAAAAUGAAAGCAGAUGUCAGCAAUCUGAAAAAAUUCUUUGAGGAGUGCAUCCGGAAUGCCGAGUUGGAAGCCAAGAUGCCAGUCAUUAUGAAGAACUCUGUGUAUCUCCACAAGGCUGCCACCCGCAGGAUAAAAAGCUGUCGAUUUCACCGCAGGAGAUCCAGCAAUACAUGGAAUGACUUGCGCCAGUCACAAUCAUUCAUGUACUCAGAGGCUGAAAACAUAGAAGAUCUGAAGCAAGCUGCCAAAAAGUUGAGUGAGGACCAGCACUUCCGGGAAACCAUCUAUAAAAUCAUGAUUUCACGUCAAGAUUCCUCCUUGGGCAACAAAAAGUGAAGCUUUCCUUCUCCUGUCCACAUAGAGAAUCUAACCUCAGCUUGCAAUUGUUCCACUCAGCAAAGGCCAAAUGACUGUCUAUGCUUGGAAGCAGAGGGGCACCCUUUCCAUGCAGCAGGCAGUGAAUGAAUCAUUUCUCACUGGGGAGGGUUGUGGUUCAGCUGCUAUCUCCAAGUGAAGACGAGCUGUGUCUCCUGGCACAUGUGGUUGCACUACCAUCACAUCAGCUAAUUCUACUCCCAUUUAGAUCUGCUUUAGCAGGAUUCUUCGAGGUUAAGGUGAAUGUGAGCCACAGAGUUGGCUGUAAUCACCCCUUCCCAACUCAGUACUCUCCGGAUGUAUUGGAUAACAAUUCCCACCAUCCACAGAAAGAGGAGAUCAGAUUGAGAGAGAGACUGGUUUUAGAAAAUACCCAACUUCUUAUUUUAGAACAGAUGCAGACAUAGAUUCUACUGGGUAAUUAAUAACUUUUUAUGGCAGGUAACAAACUAUACAUGAUGCAAGUUAUAUUCUUAUGCUGCUUUCAUCUGUACAUUAAAUAGACUGCUAUUCAGAUGAUCAAUAAUAGAUUUGGAAUAUGUGCAAUGAUUACGGAAUGGCCUAAGACUACGAUUUUUGGAUGGCAUGAUUUUAAUAGUGAAUGCAAUUUUAAAUGUUUAAUAUGUAUUAAUUUUAAUUCAAUUUAUUUUAAGCUCAAUGUUUGGUAUGUGUUUAAGGCAUUGAAUAAUUGCCAUAUGUAAGCCACCUUGAGUCCCCUUCAGGGUAGAGAAAGGCGAGGUAUAAAUAGGGGAAAUAAAUAAAUAAAUAAAUAAAUAAUAAAAUUUGAGGGAUAGCUAGCUGUAUAAAUCUAAGUUUAGUUUCAGAACCCAUGUACAUGUCACAAAUACGUGCAAUGAAUGUAUUUUUAUACUCCCUAUUUUCUCUGAGUGGUAACAACACUUUCUAAAAGCCAAUCUCUCAUGGAGGAUUUAUGGCAUUAAUUGUGUGUUUGCUAUGAAUUAUGCAAACUGAGCAGAGUAGGAAGGGUACAUUAAGAUAGUGCUACAUGUCAGAGGUUUCUUUUUUUAAACAACAGCAUACAUUUUGCAGUUGCCAGAUGAAACAUAGGAUAGGGAAACUGUCCCUUUAGUGGUUGUGUAGAAGAGGGAAUCUGGCAGAGGUAAGCAAUCAUUAGAUGAUGGGAGCCCAUUCUCUUAUUGCAUCUAGCAAUCCUAAUGCUUUUGGAGUUUUGCCCAAGGCUCUGUCUUACUGGCUAGCAAUGAAACAUUCAUGUUUUAUUAACUACCUACAUUUUAGUACUUCAUUGCCCUCACCACACUUUCCCUUACUGAGAAGUUGGAGCCUCCGGUGGCGCAGUGGGUUAAACCACUGAGCUGCUGAAGUCAGUGGUUCAAAUCCAGGAAGCAGGGUGAGGUCCCACUAUUAGCCCCAGCUUCUGCCAACCUAGCAGUUCAAAAGCAUGCAAAUGUGAGUAUAUCAAUAGGUACCACUCCAGCAGGAAGGUAAUGGCGCUCCAUGCAGUCAUGCUGGCCACAUGACCUUGGAGAUGUCUACGGACAACACUAGCUCUUUGGCUUAGAAAUUGAGAUGAGCACCAAUACCCAGAGUCAGACACGGCUAGACUUAAUUUCAGGGGAAAACCUUUACCUACACUUACAGAUUGGCAGGUCCUUCCAAGCAUUUGGGGAGAGCAACUACCCAUUAGCCAACUUGUCCAAAAAUUGAGGUUAUGGGCUGGUAACACAACAAAAGAAAGUAAUAAAGAGAAGACCCUUCUCCCUUUCUUUUAAAUGUGCAGCCAUUUUCCCCAGAAUAAUGUGUUUACUCCAGAACCGGGUGCAUGCUUUUUGCCUGCCUUGUUUCAAAACCAAUGCUUGUUUGAAUUAAGGUGGGGUUUCUUUUGCCACCAACCAGUCUGAGUACUGGGACAAGAGCAGCAAAUACCACCCUGAUGACAAUAUGUUCCCUGACUCUCAGAAGUUGUCCAGCCUUGGCUUUGGUAUGUGAUCCUCUCUUCACUUGAUACAGAUGUGAGUCAUUUCCUAACAAGGCCUUGCCCUUUGAUUAAUCUGCCCCCAAGCAAUAUAGCAAACUAAUAAUGAUAACGUCUAGCUAAACUGUUCAGUGUCUUUCUUGCUUUUGCUCUAUUGAGGGACAUAUUCAGAAGUUUCCUUCUGGAAGAAAGGGAACAUGAAGAACCAGAACAGAGACAUAAAGUUGCAGGCCUGGAUGUGAUCAAAUUCAAAUAAGUAUUGUAUUAGAGCCGUACUAAAUACCCUAAAUGCACCACAUUGUUUCUGAUCUUGGAAAUUAAGCAGGGUAAUCUCUGGCUGGUGUGCGGACGAGAGGCCACCAAUGAAUGCCAGGAACUGAAGGCUACAUUUCAGAAGAAGAAACUAGCAAAACCACCUCUUUGCUAAGAAAACUAUGUGAAAUCUAUAGUAUCACCAUAUGUUGAUUGGCAGUGUGUGCUGAAUGCGUAUGGUCGUUUAAACUUUGAAUAUAUUAUUGUUCAGGACACACAUAGCUUUGAAAAGCUCCCUUAGAAAUGUACUCUUCAAGGCCUUUUUAUAGACUAGCUCAGCAUAAUGGUCAGUGGCAAAUUGCACAGCUGUUGACCUCAAUAUAAUUUUGCACUCUCUAACCGUGGUUAGAGACAGAAAUAGAACAUGGCAAUACAAUUGUGCAGAUAGUCCACGAGAUGAGGAACUUUGGCAACUGAACCCAGUUACAUCAGUAUUUCUUUGAUACCUUGUUUGCAUUAUCUUAGCAAAAGUAAUAGAAAGUGGAAGAAAUAUUGGGUUAGCAGUGAUUGACAUGUAAUUUGAGGAACAUUGGCUCCCUCUAGUGGCACUCCAUAACUAGAAUACUGCCCUCAGUCCUUUCGAGACUGCAAAUGCAGAGCCAGUAUGUUGGUUUGACCAGAAUCUGAAUUCCCAUCCAGCCAUGGAAUCACACUGGGUGUCCUGGGGCAAGUCACACUCUCUACUUCAGAGGGAGGUAAAGGCAAACCCCUUCUGAACAAGUCUUGUCCAGGAAACGUCACAAAAAUACUUGACACACAACAACAAAUGCAAUAACAAUGCAAAUAGAUUGCAGACAUAAAGAAUGCCUCCAUGAAAACAAGUGAUGCUUUGAAUGUAUAGGAGAAUCUACUUUUUCUCUCCCAUCUUAGCUUUACCCAUUGAGCUGCUAGAGGUAUUCUUUUCAUUGUCAGUGCAAACCUUGACGCAAUCAUGCCAUCAGUGUAGUACCAUACAGUUUAUUUAAAGAGUGAUGUGGGUGUUCAUGCAAAUUAGACAGCUAAGAGAACUUUUGUUUAAAAAGCAAUACCACACUGUUCUUGCUACCAAUGGGGCCAGGCAACUUGAAAGGAUAUUGGGAUUGAUUUAGCUUAUUACAGACUUUGACCACUUUCCAGUCUCCCUCAAAUAAGUCUGGUAGUAAAUUGGAGAAGCAUUGAAUUACAAGGUCUAAUGUGAGUGAGGAAGGGGGUUCCACAUGUGCUGAACAUUUUAUAACCCCAAUAAAGCUUGUUAAAGUUUCAUUGCCUGCUUCUAUGGUAGGUCAAUACAUUUCUUAACACUUCAGUAGAACUUGGCUUUUAAAGAGUCAUGCCUUUCUUGCUGCUGCAGCAGCAAAAUUCACCACCUCAAGUCAAACAGCAUCGUACCUAGGCCUCUCAUUUUGGUACCCCAAGCAGCAAAUCUCAAAAUCACAUCUCUUCCUCUCUGGCAGUAGUAAUACAACAAUGAUAACAAUUUGCCAUAGUUUGGAGUAUUUGUUGAAUAAAAAACUCUGAUUCAGUAGGGUGCAACUGUAGAGCAUGAGAAGAAGAGGCAGCAUGGAAAGCUGAGACUCCUGGGAGCUCAUUCACACUUACCAUCGCUUAUGUCUCACUUUGUCUGAAUUGUGACUUCUGUUGUAGGGACAAGAAAGCUGAAAUAAAAAAAAAUGUGAUUCCCAAAGUAGUAUUGCUUAGAACCCAGGAACAGUGUGAAUUCAUUCAUUCAUUAUGCCAGUUUCCCAAUCUAUAAAACCUAGUAGUGAGGCUGGGCUGGCUGUGGCAAAGAAUAUGGUGACAAUUGUGAUAGUGCCUCUGCCUUGCUGGUUUGCUUUGUACACAGAGCCGGCCCUAGGUAUUUUUCAAGUGUAGGCGAACAGAAUUUUGCCCCCCGCCCCAAUCCUGAAAAAUCACUGAAACCACUGAAAAAUAAAAGCGUUGGAUAAGCAAAAAUGUUGGAUAAUAAGGAGUGAUUAAGGAAAAGCCUAUUAAACAUCAAAUUACAUUAAGAUUUUACAAAUUAAGCACCAAAACAUCAUGUUUUGCAACAAAUCAACAGAAAAAGCAGUCUCGACUGCGCCCCCGUAUGUUUUGUGCCCAAAGCGACUGCUUAAUUUGCCUCAUUGUUGGACUGGCUCUGUACAUAAUACAAAUCUAAGUUCUUGAUUAAUAGAGUCCAUGUUUUCCACGGAUGCAUAGUCUAAAUAUCUCAAUUAAAAUCAUGGAUUGAGUUCAGAUGUUGUGACAAAAUUGCAGUUGGACAGUUGAGAAAAUGCUACAGAUUGAUUCCUUCUCUCCUGUUUCCUGGUUUCAGUCAUUAUAGUUUGCAGUUUGACCAAUCAUGGCUUCCUCAAAACAAAGGUUUGAACUACAUUUCAAAUUCUGAGUAGGAAACAAAUUGUGGUUUGUGGAACCAUAGUUUGCUUGAUUCAGAUGUUAUGACUAUUUGGUUACUAUGAAACAGAAAGUAGAAGGGAGGAAUAGGAGCCUGAAAAAGAAGUUGGUAAAUGAAACAGCCAUCAAUAUAUUUCCAGUAUGUAGUAGUUUGCCUGUGAGCACUAAACAAAGCCAUGGUUAUACUGGCAAUUUUUCUUGCCCCUUCUAGUUCAUAAGAUGCUAGCUUACAUCAGCAUAGAGACCUGCCUAUCUGUCUACCUGCCUGUUUUUGGGCUUUUGUGUUCUGCAAUUCUUUCCCUGUUUAGAUUCCAGUUGCAUCCACUGAUUACUUUGCAGAAAAAGACAAUGUGUUACAGAUAGACCUGGAUUAUUGUAUUUUCAGUUUUAACAUUUGGAGGGCUGAGAUGGGACUAACUCCACUGUAAUAGCUAUAAAGAACAAAUGUCAAAUUAUUAAAUAUCAGUUUAGCAGAUGUAUUUGGGACAGUGCUUUUCUAGAUCUUUACUAUGAAGUAUUAUUGACAAAUAAACACACAUUAUUAUUGGGAAUA